CGUUAAGUGUCGUUUACACUUGUGAAUAUGGUUCACCGCACAUGGGCAACUUCGUUACAAUUUUUGAAUGUUGCUGAUAGAUUUUAAAUAGUCACAGGCCAAACAACCAGCUGUAUUCCAAUGGAUAGUGUCUCUGUGUAGUUUCCUAUAUACCUCCAUGUCGCACAAACAGAGUUGCACCAAAUAUUCACAAAAAUUACUGCAAGUAAUCGAACAGUUUGAGAGGAGCCUAACGAGCAUUAUUUUUAACAUGAACGUCAUAACAUCAGCUGAUUAAUUGACAUCAGAGCCCUAACCUUAAAUCAAACAACAAUAUAUUCAAAUACGAUAUACGACGAAAUUUUUAAUUUUAAAAAUGAGUUAUAACCAGUGGAAGCUUUUAAAUAACCUUAGAGACACUAUAACAAAAAUUACAUCGGAUAAGACAGUAGUUCAAAACUUCACUCGAGAGUUCUUAGACUUAAUUCAAAAAGGACCACCGUCGUUGUACAGAAACCAAGUUGUGAAAUAUUUUGAGAACAUAGGAGUGCUGAAAAAUAUUGCGUUGGAAGAAAGAGAGGAAGAAAAAAGAUUGCCAGCAGUUAAAAGUGAGGAAAAAAUUAAGGUUAUUCCAAAGGAACCCUCAAGCAUAUCAAAACCUUGGAAGAAGAAUGCUGGGGUAUCUGAGACGUGUAUAUCCAGUAGAACAGACCAAAUUUUACAUUCAAUAGAAAUAGCAGUUUCUGAUGAUUUAGCUUUGAGUUUAACAGAACAGUUAUUGAGUCAUAUUAGGAAAUAUCCUGAAGUAAGAAGCAAAGCAGUUAAGGUAGGAGCUAUAAGGCUCUUUCUGAAACUUCGCUCAAAUACAAAAAACAUAGCACUAUUAGAAGCAAUAAGAGAAGCCUUAGCAAUAUUAGGUUAUUCUGACCCUGUACCUAAGAGUGGGAUCAGAAUUCUUUCAUUAGAUGGGGGAGGAAUCCGAGGUCUACUUGUAUUAGAAAUGCUGAUGAAGUUAGAAGAACUUACUGGUGAAAGAAUUCAUCGUCUAUUUGACUUUGUAUGUGGUGUUAGUACUGGAGCUCUUCUAUCUUAUGCUAUAGCCUUCCAUCGGAGGCCUUUAGAUGAAGUAGCUUUCAUUUAUGAAACACUUAGUAGAGAAGUUUUUAAGCAGUCAUCAUGGAGAGGUACUGGUAGUUUGGUUUGGAGCCAUUCAUAUUAUGAUACAACAUUGUGGGAAAAGAAGUUAAAAGAAUACUUAGGAACAAUCACACUUAGUCAGACAGCUAGAGAUCCACAUUGUCCAAAGAUUUGUAGUGUGUCAGCAGUGGUAAAUCAAGCUAGACUAAGGGCGUAUCUAUUCCGAAAUUAUUCCAUACCGUGGAAGUUCCAAUCUCAAUAUCAGGGAUGUUGUGAUUGUGAAGUAUGGCAAGCAGCUAGAGCUUCAGCGGCGGCUCCAACAUAUUUUGAGGAGUUCAAGCUUGGAAACCUUUUACACCAGGAUGGAGGAAUUCUAGUUAACAAUCCAACAGCAAUAGCAGUCCAUGAAGCAAAGCUGCUUUGGCCAGACACUCCUAUUCAGUGCGUAGUAUCUUUUGGAACUGGCAGAAGUGUAUCGUCUCCUAUCGAACCAAUACAAGUGCCAGAAGGAGAGGCAGUGGCUGCAUCAACAACAACUUCAUGGGCGAAUAAGUUUUUCACUAUUUUAGAUAGUGCAACAGAUACUGAAGGUGUCCAUAUAAUCCUCAACGAUCUCUUGCCAGGAAACGUAUACUACCGUUUCAACCCUUACCUAACUGAGGUGAUAAGCAUGGUCGAGACCGAUCCUAAAAAGAUAGAGCAACUACGCCGAGACGCGAUCAUGUAUUUACGUAGAAACGAAGAUAAAUUUCAGGAGGUGGCUAAAGUUUUGAUGCAAAACAAGAGUCUACUGCGACGAACUACCGAUUAUAUCAAAGUACAAAGGGUUAAAUAUGGACUCUAAUCAUUAUUCACUGUGAUAAUAUGUAGUGAAGAUUAGGAUAGUAGAUAUUUGCUCACACGUCAUACCAUACGAGCUUAGAGUUUGGGUUUUUAAAAUGCUUCGUAGAACUUUGAAAAGUAUCGAAAUUAUAGGGCAAAUAUCAUUUUCUUUUCAUAUUUUUUUGCUCCCGAAAGUCAGCAGAGAUGUUAAAUUUCAGUAGCACUGUAAAAUACUGUCUAGCUUUGCAUAGUUAGUAAUGUGACUUUAGUGGAAAUACAGAAUUGUAAAUUUGUGUAUAUAUUCACUUAAUUCAUUUUUACCCCUACACUGGACCACUUCUAACUGUUGCACUACUACUAGCAGUGUUUGCACUUUCAGGGGCCAAAGAAUACCAAAGAUUUCUUGUGUUAGUGAAUAUUGGCAUUGGAGAUAAAAUAUAAAUAAACAGGAAAAAAUAUGCAGAUAUAUUGGCAGUUACGUUUUGUCAUUACCGAUAUUAGUAUAAUAACGAAGCAUUUUUCGCACAUCACAUAAGCCUUUGGCAAUAUUCCAGAUUUUGAAUAUAUACUCAGUGACAUUAGAAGUGUUGCAUCUAGAAAAAAAUAAUUUCUUCAACUUGGUUUUUUGGCAAUAAGGUAGUCUUACAUCAAGAUUAAAACGAUAACAUUCUUACGACAUUUUAUUGACAAUAAGAAAAAAAUAAUGUGUUUGGCGACCCCACAGCUGAAUACACUCUUGUAUACGUCUAGGCAUCGACAAAAUGACAUGAUUGAUAUCUGGUUGUGGCACCUCAUUCCAAGCAACUCGAACUCAUGGACUAGAUGUGUCGGAUCACGUACAGUGGAUAGUCUCCUCCCCAUCAUAUCCCACACAUGUUCGAUGGGAUUUAAAUCCGGUGAACGGGGUGGCCACAGAAGAACAUUAAUGCCUGCUUCAAGUCCGUAGUACCACGAGCAAUAUGGGGACGUGCGUUGUCUGCUGAACAAGGACCUGUGGACGUCCCUCUGGAUACGGUAGUAAAGUGGUUUGUAGGACAUCAUCAACAUAACGCGCACCAGUCAUAUUGCCUUUAACAAAGAGAAACGGUGAUCGGCUGCCAUAGGCAAUAGCCCUCCCAAACCAUCACUGUGUGCAUGCCUCUGAACAGGUAAUCCAAUAUCACGCCGGUCUCCACGGCUGCGUCUUACCCUUCUACGACCAUCGUGCGUACCUUGAUAGAAUCGCGAUUCGUCGCUGAAGAUGACAUUAUGCCAUUCAGCCUCCCAAUGUUACCGUUCUCUGCUCCAGUUCAAACGUAUUUUUUCUGGAUGUAACACUUCUAAUGUGACUGGGUAUAUUCAUCAACAGAAUUGGAACCACUUUGUUUCAAUAUAUUUAAUUUAGAUAUUUUUGAAUUUACGGGGCUACCUCCAUCUGAACUAUGUAGUUUAGAAAACUUUAGGAUGCUAGGACAUAAAAAAUCUAAAAAUCUAGACAGCAUUGAUGCAGUGUUUGGAAAAAUGUCACUCAGUGACACACCGAAAAAAACCACUCGAUGGUGAUUUUUGAUGCAAUGUUAUUUUUUUUAGAUUUAUGAAAUGUUGCAUAUCUCACUUUAUUUCCUCAAAGCGACAUGAAAAGAUUGAAUAAAUUGGUUACUUCAAAUAUUUAUUGUUAUUCCUUUUUUAGAUGUGUUACGGCCAAUAAAUUAAUACUUUGAUAUUGCUACUAAUACCUGAUAUGAAACUGUAGAUAAUUCUCUGUAAAUAAUUUAGAUAUCUGUGUAUAUUAUUGAUUAAUUAAUUUAUUGUGGUUAUGUAUAAGAAUAUUUAUAGUAUUUAUACCACCCACAACUUUGUACUUUGACAUAUUGAAAGAUGGUUAUAAAUAAAUGUAAACUGAAUUGAUAUAUCGGAAUAAUAAAGCAUAAAUAGAAUAAAUA
This is a messenger RNA of Acanthoscelides obtectus, 3860 nucleotides long. NCBI's taxonomy places the organism in Eukaryota, Metazoa, Arthropoda, Insecta, Coleoptera, Chrysomelidae. The record is from the annotation of a GenBank genome assembly.